Messenger RNA from Pneumocystis murina B123, 1332 nucleotides. RefSeq lists its product as hypothetical. The transcript is spliced from 3 exons. NCBI's taxonomy places the organism in Eukaryota, Fungi, Ascomycota, Pneumocystomycetes, Pneumocystales, Pneumocystaceae. The record is from RefSeq and is a predicted model, not a curated record. Bases 1 to 1332 code for a protein of 443 amino acids. Gene Ontology annotation, molecular function: ubiquitin binding.
AUGAAAUAUCAUAAAAACUGCCUAUUUAAAAACGAAUCUAAUCCCUCUAUUUCUCAGAGAAAAACGUCUAAUAAUGAUACAUUAUCUUUUCUACAAAUGAUUUUUCCUCAACAAGAUACAGACGUUUUGAAACAUAUUCAGGAAGAAUAUGGAAAUAGUCUAGAAAAAGUGAUAAACGAAAAUUUAGACAUUAUGGAUGAUGACAAGAAUUAUGAUUCUUUAAAUGAUUCGUUUUCCAAAGAUUCGCUUGAAAUUCCAAAGACAAAGCGUAAAAAAAGUAAAAAGAUAAAGAAUAUUCCAUUAGAUGAAUGGUAUAAACGUAAUGAAGCUCAGGAAUCGACAGUAGAUUUUAGAAUGAAACCAAGUCUAAAAUGGAAUGAUAUUAUUCCGAAUAUUGAAUGGCUCGCUGACAUUUUUAAUAUUCCUAAAAAACAAGCUGCAUCAAUUUAUCAUCAAUCAUCGGUUUCUCUGUCGAAAUCUGUGUAUAAUUUAUUAUCAAGUGAUUAUAUGAUACAAAGAAUAAACGAAUCGCUUGUCAUGUUACAACAUGAUUAUAAAAGCAAUCUGAAACAAUUAAAAAAGCAAUUUCCGUCUCUAGAAGAACAUAUGUAUAGCAGAAUAUUGCUUUCGGUAGAAAAUGAUCUUCCAAAAGCAAUAAGUGUAGUAAAAACAAUUCAACAAAGUCCUAUAUAUAUAAAGGAUCAAAAUCAAACUCAUCAUUUUAACACAUCCUCUUCGGAACGUCAUAAUCACAUCAAUGAUGACUAUAAGUCGAAACUUGAUAAUUCUUCUGAUGAUAUGAUACAUACCGAUUACAAUCUUGAAGAGUGCAAAGCCAAUUUGUCAACAUUUAUUUUUAAUAGAAAUCAUGCAUUUAAAGAAGCUGCAAAAGCCUAUCGAAAAGCAAAAACACAGGGACUCUAUAGAGAUAUCGUUACAUAUUAUUCCAAAAAGGCCCAAGAAUAUAACUCUAAAGUUAAAUUAUGGAAUAUGAGAGCCAAAAUGUGUAUGAUACAGAAUAGUCUUCCUAGUUAUUUGAUUGAUCUUCAUGGAUUAACUAUUGCAGAAGCUAUUCCUUUAGUUAAAAAAGCUGUUGCACAAUGGUGGAGCCACGAACAAAAACUUCAAACUGAUAUACCUACACCAUUAGAAAUUAUAACUGGUGCCGGUCUUCAUAGUAAAAAUAAACUGCCUAAAAUUAAGCCAUCCAUACUCCAACUUUUAAAUAAAGAAGGAUGGUUAAUAGAAGAAAAACCCGGAAAAAUUAUAGUACAAAGUUUUCAGACAAAUGAAUUUCAUACAACGCCGAAACAACUCAUUUCUCAUCCUUAA